CUAUCGCAGCCAUAUCCAUCCAUCCUAGCUAGAAAUGAGACAAGCUCUUUUCCUUCUUCUUGCACAGCUGCACUAGUUAGUAUACUACCUUUAGCCUUUAGCCAUCCCCUCGCUUUGUUCACCACACUCGUUGCUCUUCUCAGUUUCAGGCAGCAGUCCAUUGUUCGUUCCAUCCAUCAUUUGUGUGUUCCACUACGACUGAGUGAGUAGAGACUUGUUGCUUCUCGCAUUGGUGAGGAGAAAAUGGUGGCCUAGACCAAUGGCAACAUGCCAGGCUCCCACUAGCGCGCCGGAGCUGUCGUCGUCGUCGGGGAGGAGCGCGACGGAGGCGAGGUCGCUGAAGGUCCAUAGCGAGUCGGAGAGGCGGCGCCGGGAGCGGAUCAAUACCCACCUGGCCACGCUGAGGAGAAUGAUCCCUGAUGCUAACCAGAUGGACAAGGCCACCUUGUUAGCUUGUGUGGUGAACCAAGUGAAGGAACUCAAGAGGAAAGCAACUGAAACCACACGACUGCAAGCAACAGCGCCCAUCCCUCCGGAGGCUAACGAGAUCACCGUCCAUUGCUACACCGCCGCCGGCGACAACCGGACCACGUACAUUCGUGCCACCGUCAGCUGUGACGACCGGCCGGGACUCUUCCUGGGUCUGGCCGGAGCGUUCCGUGUCCUCGGGCUGAGGGUGCUGAGAACAGAGACGGCCUCUCUGGGAGGCAGGGCGAGCCAUUUGUUUGUGUUGUGCAAGGAGGGCGGCGAUGUCGGUGCGGGCCUGAGGGCCAUGGAGGGGGCGGUCCGGCAGGCGGUUGCCGAGGUCGCCUUCCCCGAGAUGGUGUGCGGUGGCAGCUCGUGGAGCAAGAGGGAGAGGAUUUUAGAGGAGUGCUGCCCGGUCAUGUACUCCGUAUAGGUCGUUUCCUUCGGGAAGAAUAUUUUCAGAUGGAAUGCGAUUGCAAAUCCACACACGUCGAUCGCGCCAAAGCGAGCAAGCAGUCGAGCCAGGGUAUUGGGAUACCUUGGGAUGUGUUUGGUUUGAGAACCAAAAGGCAUGGUAUGUCAUGGUCUCGUUCCGAACAAAUAGGUUGGUUUCAUUCUUGUGUUCGGUUGAAGGUAAAAAAUGUCACGGGUUCGUCAUUCCUGUGUUUGGUUGAAGAU
This is a messenger RNA of Triticum dicoccoides, 1143 nucleotides long. Its product is annotated as transcription factor AIG1-like. Gene Ontology annotation, biological process: regulation of DNA-templated transcription. The transcript has 2 exons. NCBI's taxonomy places the organism in Eukaryota, Viridiplantae, Streptophyta, Magnoliopsida, Poales, Poaceae. The record is from RefSeq and is a predicted model, not a curated record. Gene Ontology annotation, molecular function: protein dimerization activity; DNA-binding transcription factor activity. The coding region runs from base 260 to 898 and encodes 212 amino acids.